Messenger RNA from Artibeus jamaicensis (Jamaican fruit-eating bat), 456 nucleotides. Its product is annotated as ubiquitin-conjugating enzyme E2 D2-like. The record is from RefSeq and is a predicted model, not a curated record. Gene Ontology annotation, biological process: ubiquitin-dependent protein catabolic process; protein polyubiquitination. Gene Ontology annotation, cellular component: nucleus. Gene Ontology annotation, molecular function: ubiquitin conjugating enzyme activity. Lineage: Eukaryota; Metazoa; Chordata; Mammalia; Chiroptera; Phyllostomidae. The transcript has a single exon. Bases 1 to 456 code for a protein of 151 amino acids.
AUGGACACGUCCACAGCUCUGAGGCGACUGCACAAGGAACUGACGGACAUCAACAAUGACCCCCCGCCCAUGUGCUCUACGGGGCCAGUUGACGAUUACAUGUUCACAUGGAAAUGGACUAUCAGGGGUCCCGCGGACAACCCCUACAAGGGAGGAGUGUUCUGCCUAAACAUACAAUUCCCACCUCACUACCCCUUCAUGCCCCAGCAGAUUUACUUCACCACUCCAAUCUGCCACCCCAAUAUCAACCAGAGAGGCUACAUCUGUCUCGAUAUUUUCAGGUCCCAGUGGUCUCCCAUAAUGACCGUAUCCAAAGUCCUGUUGUCCAUCAGCUCCAUGCUCUGUGACCCCAACUCCAAUGAUGCCUUUGUUCCCUCCAUUGCCAGGAUGUACUUAAAGGACAAGGACACCUGUGUUAGCAUGGCCCGAUCUUGGACCAAGAAGUAUGCCAUGUGA